Messenger RNA from Corticium candelabrum, 948 nucleotides. RefSeq names its product ras-related protein Rab-8A-like. Gene Ontology annotation, biological process: protein localization to plasma membrane; protein secretion; regulation of exocytosis. Gene Ontology annotation, cellular component: endosome; synaptic vesicle; plasma membrane. The transcript is spliced from 7 exons. Gene Ontology annotation, molecular function: GTP binding; GTPase activity. NCBI's taxonomy places the organism in Eukaryota, Metazoa, Porifera, Homoscleromorpha, Homosclerophorida, Plakinidae. The record is from RefSeq and is a predicted model, not a curated record. The coding region runs from base 312 to 752 and encodes 146 amino acids.
UCUGGUAUGUUGCUAGAAAAGGUGUUUCCACUCAUAAUUAGCUAAAGAGCGGAUGCUUGUGCGUGCUUGCUCAUUUUGUGCAGCUGUCGGUGUUGUGGAGGAAAUUAGUGUGCUUGUAGAGUCGGUCGUUGCAUUAUCGGUGCCGUGUUGUCGCGGCUAAAAUCAGUCGUUCCGUACAAAGAUCGUUGGUGAACGAAGAUCGUUGCUAUCACGCAUUGUUCAGCUACGAUCUUUUGCGUUUCGUUUUCUGAGAGCAAUAAUGAGCGGGACGCUCCAGAUGUGCAAAGUCAUGCAGCCCAUUGUCGUCUAAAAUGUUAGAUGUAAAGAUGCCUAAAACGUUGUGUGUGUCUGUGUCUGUACAUUUGCAGGGAAUCAUGCUCGUUUACGACAUCACAACUGUAAAGUCAUUUGAUAAUAUCAGUGAGUGGAUUAGAGACGUUGACGAGCAUGCAGCAGCAGACGUCUUGAGGAUGAUAUUGGGGAACAAGUGUGACAUGACGGAUGAACGAAAAGUCAGUAGAAAGGAAGGAGAAACGCUGGCAGCAGAGCACGGCAUCAAAUUCAUGGAAACGAGUGCCAAAACAGGCCAAGGAGUCGAAGAAGCCUUCUACACUCUAGUUAGAGACAUCAAAGCAAAAAUGGACCAAAUAUUGGAUCCAUUGAUGUCUCGUGGUGGUAGUUUGGGUGGAGUGACGGUGACGGCACAGAGGCCGACUGACAGACCUCAACUGUUGUGCUGCACUUUGAUAUAAACGAAUUGGACUGUGGGUUGUAUAAUAGCAGAGCACUGAGACGAGUGAUGGUGUAGAGAGGGGCCGCUCUGAUAGUUUUAGUGACAGACAUUGUGAUUUCACUUCGUUUUUGUAUACAAUAGCUGUGGGUAUAUUGGGUAUUGUGUUUGGCACCUUGUAUUGUUGUAAACUAUGGGAGACGCAAAGAGAAGGAAGG